Striga asiatica is the source of this 1907-nucleotide messenger RNA. The record is from the annotation of a GenBank genome assembly. NCBI's taxonomy places the organism in Eukaryota, Viridiplantae, Streptophyta, Magnoliopsida, Lamiales, Orobanchaceae.
AAACUUUCAAACGGUAUCGUGUCCCCCAAACCAUCACUCUCUCACUCACUCCGUCGCACUACUUCGUCUUUCUCUCUCUACAAAAUCCACACUAUAAUCUGUAAACAACCCCGUCCAUGGAAGCUAACUCCGAUACAGACCCGAAACUCAACUCGAAGGAGACCUCGAGCCCGGACCCGAAACCCUACGAGGAAAUCGAAGAUGGCGAGGAGACAGAACAGGAGGAGGAGGAGGAGGAAGAAAAAGACAACGACUCCGAAGCCAUGACUCCAGAGACCCGAAUGCGGAUGGACCAGGCCCGCAUGGACUCCCUACUCAGUCGUCUCUCGACGGACCAGGUCCCCGUCCGGGUACAUGACAUCAUCAUCAAGGGGAACAGGAGGACCAUGGACUCCGUCAUCGAGGCGGAGGUCGAGUCGCUUUUCAGGGAAGCUUCUAGCUUCCAGAAUCUUGUACGCGCCGCCAGUGUUGGCAGCGAACGGCUGCGGAGUCUCGAGAUUUUCGAUUCGGUCAGUAUUACCCUUGACGCGGGCCCGCCGGAGUUGCCAGGAACUGCUAACAUCGUCAUCGAGGUUUCUGAGGCGUACCCAUUUUUCGGAAAAGUUGGUGUUAGAUCAAGGCCUGAGUUCUUUACUAGCGUUUCUGUUGUUUGCAUCUGUGAGUUAAUCGCUGCUUGGAGUUUGGAAUUUGUCGUUAUGGAGUUCAUUGCGAUUAGGUUGGUGUGUAUAAGGUGGGUUCUAUCUGUAGCUUCGGUUGUAACGGCGAGAACUUGGUCACUAGAAGCAUUUGGCAGGCUGAAGAAUCUGUUCGGUUAUGGAGAUCUAUGGGAUGCUUCUUUGGGUUAUGCCUGGGGUCAAGCAUUGGAAGUCAGCACAGGAAUUCUUUUGCCCAGGUUCAAAGGAAUUCCAAAUCCAUUGUCCGCAAGAAUAUCUAUGCUUUCCCAGGACUGGAUGAAGUUUUCUUCGUAUAAAGAGCAAGUCCUUGGCCUCUCACUCGGUCUACUGGAAACUGGGAGGCACAGCUUAUCCUACAACCUCUCCUGGAGUACUUUAACAGAUCCUUCUCAAAUGUCAUCUCACACUGUCAGGAGGCAGCUCGGACAUAAUUUGCUCUCGUCCUUGAAGUAUGCGUUUAAGGUUGACCUAAGAGAUUCGUCUCUUAGGCCGACUAGAGGCCAUACCUUUCUUUUAACUACUCAAGUUGGUGGGCUUUUACCCAAUGCUUGGAGCCAACGAUUCAUUCGUCAGGAGUUUGAUCUUCGUUAUGCAAUCCCCUUGGGAUUUUACGGGGCUGCAUUGAACUUUGGAAUAUCAGCCGGCAUUUUAGUUCCAUGGAGCAGAGGAUCUCUGAGUAUGUCCUCAUAUUUGCCCGAGAGGUUCUUCAUGGGCGGAAAGACUUCUCCAGUAUGCUCCUUUAGUGGGCCCAUCUCUGUUUUGGGCUUCAAGGCCAGGGGACUGGGCCCCGCAGAGCCUAGGAGAUUUGUGAGAGCUGAUUCUGGUGAUGAGAGUUCUGAUUAUUUUGCAGUAGAUUAUAUUGGAGGGGAUCUUGCUAUGACUGCCUUUGCAGACCUUUCGUUUGAUCUGCCUCUGAAAGGCUUCAGGGCUGCCGGUAUACAUGGGCACGUGUUUGCUUCGACUGGUAGCCUGAACAAAUUGAGUGAGAACGCGUACAAGGAGUUGUCUCUGCAGAAAUUCAAAGAUUCUUUUCGAAGCACUGUGGGAGUUGGACUCAUUGUACCCUUCAAGAAAUUCCGGAUGGAGGUGAACUACUGCCACAUUUUGAAACAGCUGGGGCAUGAUCACGGGAAGAGUGGCAUACAGUUUAGCUUCUCUUUCCCACAUUCUUCUUACGCCCUGCUGUACUAAACUGUGAUUUUAUGUUAUGGAGAGUACCUUAUAGAGGCGGUA